This is a messenger RNA of Pocillopora meandrina, 4841 nucleotides long. Lineage: Eukaryota; Metazoa; Cnidaria; Anthozoa; Scleractinia; Pocilloporidae. The record is from the annotation of a GenBank genome assembly.
AUGACUUUCCGAGGAGCUGUUUUUAUCACCUGUAUUUUAGGACAUUAUUACUUAAUUUCAGGUGAGUUUUAAUGAUCUUUGUUUUGAAAAGGAGUCAAAUUACCCGAAAAAAUGUGCACGUAAGCUAAAUUAGUAAGAGCAUGUGCUCCUCAUUUCAUGCCUGAUCAUGCUGAACGAGGUGACCGUAUAAAUUGGCUCUGUGUAAGUACAUAGUCGUGCUCUGAAUAGCUCCAAUUGAUUGUUCCUUUAAAUAAAUCUUCUGUGGGGUUUCCCCGGACUCGCGAUAAAGGUUUUUUUUCCUUGUCACAUUAUACCUAAGAUCAUAGAAAAGUAAGAUCGUUUGUCUCACGAUUUAGUCGCUUCCGAUGAAGAUAGCGACGUGUCGACUGCUUACAGGUAGUCUUCUGAGGGUAAUGAGUUCGUUAUCUAGAGAAAAACGUCAAGUGCCUUAUUUUUAUAGACUCUGUUGAGCCAUCCUUUUAAAAUAAGCCUCUCCUUCCCUUUUCCCUGAUAGAAAAAGAAAGAGAAUCCAUCAUAUGACUAUCAUAAUGCUACGUAAAUGAUUACAUACAUUUAGGCUUUUUUCAUCAAAGAAAUGCGUACUUUAUAAGGUGUUUUGUGAUUCUCAUUGUGACUCUGAAUGAGCUCUGAUUAGCCCUCUCCUCAGCCACUCUCUUUAGUGAGCCACCAGACUGGAGGGCCCGAAAUUAGCCAUGAAGUUCCUCGAGGGCUCAUUAGACGGCUGUGGAAUAAUUUUGCCUCGCCAUGAUGAACAACCACAGCAUUAUUUAUGAAAAACCUGAUCUAGGCACUGUAGCACUUUAUCUGUAAAGUUUCAGUCAAUUUAGUGUUUUCAGCCCUCUUGCACACAAUAAAAAAACUUCCUAGCAAAGUUAAUCCACAUUUAGAUGUAAUUUCCGAAACAGUAAACGAUUUAAAUAGAAAAUAGAUGUUAGCCCAAAAGAAAAGAUCGAAACGUAUGAGGUGGAGCCCUAACCGCGGUUAUUGUGUUGUGCUCAUGCGCCAAACGCUUAUUCAGUGUUAGCAUCUCUCCCCGCUCAGGAGUACUUCGAUGAGUAAUGAAAAUCUGUCAGAGAAACUCAGCUCAAAAGAGGCUGAGGGAGACACCUUUAAUGGACUGGCGUCCCUUCUAUAAGAAACCUGGACUAGGUUGCUCAAAGCUGGGUUUAGAUCAACCCAGGGUUACUGUGAAGUCUGACUUCAUAUUUGAAAGCUUUAAUAGAAAACUCACUAUCAUUCCUUUUAUCUAAAAUUUGAUGAUUGGAUACUCUUAAAAGGAUAGAGAAAAUUGUCCAAAAGGGGCUUUUUAACAAAGGAAUAAAGAAAUCCGGAUUAAAAUUUAACCCAGGGAAAGCGCUAAUCGGUCUUCGGACAACUGCGCCCUGGCCCCUUAAUGCUGCAACGGAAACCUGGAUUUGCUCCUGUCUUCUGAGACAAUAGGCCAGAGAGCUCCUUUGACCUGAUAAUUAGAUAAUAUUUAUGCAUAACUCCCGUAGUAUUCCUGUCAACAGAAAAGGGGAGCCAGAUUUUUGAAUGCAGAAAGAUAGCGAUCCUCUUCUUACCAAAUAAAUACGUUACUGCGCCUUUCAAUAACACGCAAACUAUGGCGUUUCGAGCUCACCUAAAUUUCAUUCCAUUCUCCGAUCAAUCUUUUAUGUAACGGAAAUCAUGGGGCAGAAAGACAUGAACAUAACCUUACCAGUGUAUUUGUUUUCUAAGAGGACUGAAAAUUUAUUGACGGCAGCGUUAGACGUAUUUUCAGUGAUGCAUCUCUUUAUCGAUUGUCCAUAUUGCAACUGAAAUGUCCUUUCUCAAAAUGAUUAAUUUGUACCACAGUAGAAGACUUCCUACCAUAAACUUUCUUUUAAGAUUGGGAAAGGAAUGCGUAAGUUCAACAAAUUUAUGUUCCGCCUUUUUUUUAAUCUUUGCGCCCUUACCGAGUCUAUCUCACAAAGCACAGCGAGCCACUCUUGUGUCAAUGAAACUAUAAGUUUUGCAUUCUUUCCCUUAAAUUUUUCUUAAAUCAGGUGUUACUGCUCUGAAGCCCAAGAUCUCGGUGGUCGAUAAGGCUGUUGUUGCACAAAAAGGUUCCACAGUAACCUUGAUGUGCUCUGCCACGAGGGUUAGAAAACUUACAACCUCAAGCUCUUGGGAAUUCAACGGACAAGAAAUAAAGAAAAGAAACAACAAAAUAAUAAUACCAGAGCCACACUAUCAGACAAAUAAAAGAAAAGGAAACUUUACUUUAACCAUCAAGAAUGUUUCGGACACAGAUGUUGGUACAUACACCUGCAAAGUCUCCAAAAUAAACCUUGACGCGAUGCUUGAGGCAAAGGAGAAUAUAGAGCUGUCACUUCAGGAUGAAGGUGAGUUUCAAUUGCAAAUUUUUGUAUUCUUGGGCACUUACUGCUGCUAGUGUAGUAAUCUGAGACUCUGGCCUUUUCUCCAUACAGCUGUCUCUGUAAUCCUGCCUGUCGUUAAGGCACUUCGCUCCUACGUAGUGACCAGCGAGGGUUCCAAGGUUACUUUGACGUGCAUUGGUCGGAGGGUGAAAGCGCUCGAUACCAUGGUUAAGUGGAAGUUCGAGGGCCAGGAAAUCGAGGAAAGCUCAAACAAGAGAGCCAUUGUCAAAUUCCUCCCAAAGAGACGAGGGAAUUUUUCGCUACAUAUAACAAAUGUCUCGAAGGAAGAUAUCGGUAACUAUUCGUGUGUCGCAUCUACGGCCGACUUUGGAAAGGCGAUCGUCAAAGAGACUUUUAUUCAUUUGAAUUUAUUCAAAACUGGUGAGUAAGCCUUAAAACAAUGGCAUUCGUGCCCUCCUCUGAACCUUCAAAAGAGAGCCUUGCAAUCGAAUCGCGUAAAACAAAGUCCAGUCAGAACAAAGAGAACAUCAACAUGAGCCAAUUAGAAUUCCAAGUAAAGAGAAAACAUAUGCAUCUUGUAGAAGGGUAUGAAAAAGGGAAUUGAGGCCAAGCUACGUUUGCAUUUGGUUUGCAUCUGGCGUUAGGAAAGGGUAGAGGGGAUGACAGACGUGUCAGACCAAAUUUGAUUUAAUCCCUGAUAUGUUCACAUUUAAUAGGAAAAAGGUCUUGAUUGCAGUAUAAUUGCGUUUGAAGCCCUGAUAUGCAUUCGCAUAUUUGUGUAUUACGAAGAAAAUUGUUGACAUCUAUAUUUCUAAAUCUCUCAAAAUGCCACUUGACAAUUACUGUGCCCCAUUUGAUUUCUCGUAAAACCAUUUCACUGGUUUAUUUCCAACGCUGCUCUCUUAGUAGAAAUUCACUGGAACAUAAUCUGUGCAAAGAAAUGGUAAUUAAAAAGAAAAAGAACCAAUAAAUCAAAAUCAAUGGAGAACUGAGAAUAGAGAAUUUCCAUUUAAUCGCAGUAACACCGAAAUUGCCGAGACCCUUCAACUUUGACCAAAUUCCAAGGUUUUGCUGUUCACAACGAAUGUGUAAUUGAUGCUCUGAAAACUUAGUUUUUCAUUUAUUACCAAUUCUAGUGUCGUGGCCAAGAGGAACUUAUGCUUUGCCGAUGCCAAAUAGUGGCUGUCCAAUUACAAGUGAGUUCACUUGGUCAGCGGGUUAUCAUCGGCAAGACACAGAGGAAACAGGUCCACGAAGUAGUUGGUCCAGUCCACUUCACUUGAAAGGAGAUAAGACUCCCACCCAGAUUACUCAGCAUUUCUGUGUAAAGACAACUGAAACGGGGGGAAGACUUUGGCCAUCAGGGCAAUAUUGUAUAUACAGAAAGGGAACGUGCCCAGGCGGUAAGGUGUAUGGUUUUUGAGAGCGACCUUAUAUGAACUUAUCUUUCGCCAUUGUGGUUCAUGAACCUUGAACCUUUUUUUUUUUCGCUGGUUCUCAUUCUUUCCCUUGGUCUUUUUUUUUGUGUUAUGUGGCCCUACUUCUGCGAGAUAACCAAAACUGUGCAUUUUGAUCCGUGGCCAUCCCAGGAAAGGGUCUGUAAGAACUUGCAUGGUUCUGAUAUCAACUAUGAUGAUGUCGACCUCAAAAGCUUCACAGAUCUAACAGCUAACGUUUUUAUAAUAAAGAAUUGAUUUAAUUUCCGGACCAAAGAAGGCAUAUGAAUACUAAGAUUAGACAAUGAAAAUAUUUACAACCGAGUAACGAGAUUCAAGGUAGUUUUUUCUUGUGUGCGACAGGAUUUCAAGAAGGAGAGAUCAAAUGGGACGACGAGGACACGAAAAACGACAACAUGGCUGAAGGCAUUUUACCUGACGGUGAAUACAAAAAGGAUACUACUUUGCAGUUCUGCUGUCGAUCAGAUGGGUCAGCGGAAAACCCUAUCGAGCUGCCCAUUCGCGAGCCGUUUUUCCUCCUGAAGCACUCAGGCCGUUGCCAGGUAGUUUUGGGCAUGCGUGUCACAGAAGAGUGGUUAUUCUGGGACUGUGAAGACCGAGAAAACAAAAAUUCAUAUAAUGGAGAGGUACCAGCGUCUUUUAUUACGAAGGACGUCAAACUACAUUACUGCUACUACGAAAAACAAUAAAAAAAGGCAUGUGUUGCUCUUUGGGAAUGAAAUCUUCAUCUUAAGGGUCGGCUAACUUGCUAAAUUUUCAUUGAUAUAUUUUUGUUGCACUUUCAUACACUCAAACAUUCAGGUAACAGAAGCUUCAUUAAUUGUCCAGGAGGCUCCCCUUUUUUCAGCGCUUGGAUCAGAUAGGUAUUUAAAGUAAUUCUCUAGUUUCGGCGAUCGUGUAUCGUUGCUCUUUUUUCACCUAAUGCAGAUUAAUCUAUGAUUAACGUAAAAGGUUAUACUUGCACAGUCAGCACACACCCCGUUUAACUAAUCGAUGUGUC